This is a messenger RNA of Heterocephalus glaber (naked mole-rat), 7801 nucleotides long. NCBI's taxonomy places the organism in Eukaryota, Metazoa, Chordata, Mammalia, Rodentia, Bathyergidae. The record is from RefSeq and is a predicted model, not a curated record.
CCAGCCCUGCUCCUUCCUCAUAUGCCGCCCAUGAGUGUGCUGCUGAAAACUCCACUCCGUCUCGCCAAAGACCCGACCGUGCACGAAACUGGGAAAGGGGGAGAUAGGAAAGAAACACAGCUAAAGGAUGGGAGAGAAAAAUUCUACUUGGACCCGCUGGUUAGAUGAAUUUGUGUUUGUUCCUCCUUGGAAGAUUGGUAGGAGUCAGCGGCAGAGUCUGGCCAGCAGGGGCAAUGGUCCCUGGGUGGGCGCCGGGCCCUCAAGGUCACUCCUACCUCACCACGGGGUCUGCGGAGGCCAAGAUAGAGCCUCCGUGAUCCCCAUCGGUGCAUCAGAGGGAGGCAGUCACUGGCCUCAACAUGUCAGAUUUCUUCCCUGGGAUUUACAACCCUCUCAUUUCUUGUUUUUCUUAAUAAAAGUUCACCAUCUCUGGGCCAGGGAUUUAGCUCAGUGGUUCCGCCACCUGCCUCACAAGUGCGGGACCAGAGUUCGAUCCCCGGUACCAAAAAAAAAAAAUAUUCACCAUCUCCUUGGCAAUAAUUUUGAAACACCAUAGUUUUCAAGGCAAUCUGAAAAUACUGGCUCUUUUGUUUGAACAGCCAUCAGAGAUAUGUGGUCAGUAAUUCUCUCUCUCUCACGCACACACACACACACACACUCAUUUACAACUUCUGCUGACACCCCCAGUCCCCCUGAGAAGGGUGGCUGGGAAUUAACUGUGUGUCGCACAGUUACUACAUGCUGACACCCCAGGGGAAGGGUCCCCUGCUCAGGGUGCGCCUGGCAUCCUGAAGCCACAGCCAUGGAGCAGUGACUACCACCGUCCUUUCUGGUUGGCUCUCCAGGUGGUUAGCAAUAUGACGCCUCUUUCCUGUCUCGCGAGCGUGCCUGUCAGAUGGACCAGCAGCAGGAAUGAUGCUUUGGGAAACAGACAGGAAUGAGGGCUCCCUGGGCCCUGGCCCCAUCCUGAGAAUUAAACCGAGAUUCUGACGCACACCUUCGGCAAACCCAAGUCUGGAGAGGGACCGACAGCAGACAUGGGGCAUCCGGAGCCCUUGUUCCUGUGUGGGCAGGGGAGGUGGCCGGCCCCUCUGCACUCACUCCGAUUCCGCCCAGGUGAGCAAGCUCCUGCCCAGGGUCCGGGCCUCACCGCCCCCCAAGAGGGGAUUGGUCUGCGAGCACUGCUGGGACAAAGCACCGCCGACCGGGUGGCGGAAACAACAGAAGUUUAUGCCUCACAGUCCUGGAAGCUCCAGGUCUGGGGCCCGCGUGUGGCUGACUGGUUCCCCAAGCCCACAAUGCAGCCUCUGUGCCGUGUCUCUCUGAGGGUGUCUGGCGGCUUGCGGUGAUCUUUAGCAUUCUUAGCUUACCAAAGUGUCACCAGCAUCUCCACCUUCGUCCUCAAGCGCUGUGCUCCCGUGUGUCUGUCCAAAUGCUACCAUUUCACAUGACCCGACUUACUCUGCUAGAGGUGCGUGAUAGCCUCAUCUGAACUGAACUAAUUACACCCACGAUGGCCCUGGAUCUGAACAAGGCCGCCUUCUAGAGGCCUAACGUGCUUGGGGUUAGGACUCUAGCAGAUGCACAUCGAAGGGCCACUCUCAGCCCAGGACAGGAGAGGGUGGCCUCCCCUCCCUGCAGCCUGGCCGCCCUGCCUCCUGGGGAUGCCAAUGUCUGGGUGUAAAGGCAAAAAAUCACUAGAUUUGCAGUCCAAUCCUCCAGCCUUCCAGAACGGGGUGGCUCUCUUCCUGGGAGUACGAGCCCAAAUGUCUCUUGUUCCCCUCCAAGUCACACUGAACACAGACCCUUCUGCGAAGCACCUGAGAUGCCAUGCGGAUCCAGCUGGCUGCUGCCAGUGAGUGCUGCCGGCCGGCUGCCCUGCUCCGCAUUCUCCGGUGCCACCCACUGAGCUCUGUGGCCCCUCCCUGGUGGAAGUGGCAGGUCCACACACUCGAGCCACACUGAACCUUCUCGGUACCACGGCUGCUGUGCAUGGCUGAUGGGGAUGAGGUGAAGGGGUCGGGAGAGGCUCUGUCCUCCUCCAGUGUGGUGAAACACUCCCGGAGCAUGCUGGCCACGCCCUCCCGCUUUACAGGGCAUCUUAGUCACUUUCUCCUCACUGGGACACAACACCCCACACACACCCUGAAGGAGGAGAGAGGCUCGUCUUGGUCUGUUAUCUGUCCCCGGUCAGCAGGCUCCACGGCACCACAGCAUGGUGGAAGGGGCUGGCAGAGGACGCUGCUCCUGCCGUGGCAUCCAGGGUGAGGGGAGGGCCUGGGGUUCCUUCCAGCCACUACCCCCAUGACCUGCCUCUUCCACUUCUAACAAGGCCCCCUCCUAACAAACAUUCAGCUCACCAGGGAAUAGCCUGCUCAUGACCACAGGGCCCCGUUACCAAGUGGCAGCCCAGGGGCCCCACUUCUGAACACAUGAGCCUUCUGGGGACUCUAGACCUAAACGGUAACUCAGGGCUCUGAAACAAACUCCUCUUUGUAGUGAGAAUCACUUCCUCGCGGGGCUCACAUGUCAGCGGUAAGCCAAAGGUGACUUCGAGCAAUAGCCCACCCACACGCCUGCCCUCUCGCCAGUGGCUCAGUGUCCUCCCAGGCUCGGGCUCGCCUGCUCUCGUAGGCUGCCCUGCAUGCCAGUUUCCGGUUCACCCGAACUCCAGUGGUUGUAUCUGCACCCCAUCAGGGAACACAGGGAGAUUCUCCCCCAGGAUCUACUCAGCCUGCACAGAAGUAACUUCCGGAAGGUCCACCUCCCCCAUUUCCGAGAUGAGCUCCAAUACGGUCAGGUCUUCUCACAGCCAGCAUGUGUUAAUCCAUGCAAUGCAGUCAGUCAUACCCUAUAAACUAAAGCAACACAGACAAAUGUGACAUCAACUCAGUCCCUCCCAUUAGAGAAGCUGCAGUUAGCUGAGAAGACAGUUGUAAAAAAAGAUACUUUCAAUACAAAGUCAUAGAGUGAGCGACAGAGACACAGUAAUGGAGCCUGGGGCUGUGAGGCUGCCCUUGUCCAGGUCAGAGGAGGAUUUCUACAGCUAGGCGUCAGGGGGACCUGCAGGUGCUAGCAGGCCACGGGGAGGUUUCAAAUGAGAGCAGUGCACUCACAUGUCCAUCCCGCGUACACCACCCUAGCAGGGCAUACACACAGGGUGGGAGAGGGACAGAACUGGAGGAGCCAGGCCCAACUCAGAGGCUGACACGGUAACCCAGUCAAUCCGCGAGCAAUGUGGAAGGGGCAGUCAAAACACGGCCAGCAACUGAAAUCAGCAAGACUUCGAAAUGCCUUCACUGUGGAAGCGUUAGGGAGACCAGGCAGCCUCAAGUCCGGGAGGAGAUGGUGACAGCAAAGUGAGGAGACACGGGCACUUCCUCAUCCGGCUCCACCUCCACCCAGGGUGAGUCUCGCCGGAGGGCUCUGCACCUGAAUCCUCCAAGCCCAUCCGCGAAGCACCUGCCAGCCUCCCUUCCUGAAUACCGAAAUGCAUCUUUAAUCACUAGCAAUUACUACUAAAUUACUGGCUGCUAUACGAUAGGCAGGUAAAGCCACAGUGUCCUCGAAGGGCUCAACAUAUAGUGAAAUACAUUAGUAACUGAAAUAUCGAAUGCAGUGUAAGUACAGACAAGGCAUUGCCCAGUGCUGUGGAGAAGGUACAUUACUUUAUAUGGAGGAUUUCGCAGAGGAAUGAGAUGUGAGCUGAUCUGGGAGCAUAGCUAGCAAUCCUGCAAACAACACUCGGGGGGAGAAAAUGGCCCAAUCAGACACAUGGCAGGGAAAUCUCAGAACCCUGGCUUCACUGAGACCCUGGCCCCAGCCUGUGCUCCCCGGGCUGGGAGGCCCCUCAGCAGCUGCCGGAACCGAGAAUUAUGAUGCUUUUUGGGGCACCACAGCCACCCCCAUCAGCACCCCCUCUGGACAUUGAGCUGCCCUGGCUCUCAGCCUCUGUUGGGUGACAGGGUCUGCUAAGACCGACCUGACCUCACAGACCAAUGUCCCAGUGACUGGCCUGCUCCCGCGUCACAGCCAGCACUCCCGGCACUUCCUGGGGCUGUAAAAGGAACAGGGUCUCCCUUCUGCACCCUUUCCACCAGUCCCGAAAUCUGCUUUCCAUGCCCGGUCCAGAAGCAGACAGAAGUCUCUCCCUCUCCUGCUCCCCCAGCACGGCCUGCAGGCCUAGCACUCUCACGUGGGGCUAACUCAGUGGCCUGACUUGGGUCCUCUGGGCCCCAAGAUCGAUCAGUACUCUCCAGUGCCUCUGAACUGCCAGCCCCAGACACCUGCAGAAACAGAAGCCCCAGCUCUUGGCAGUCCUUUGGGCUCCUUGCUUCCCCCAGGGUUUUGCCACACUUGACCAGAGCCCUCUCUGCUUCCUCCCACCUGUUGGCGGAGGUGGACAGCCGUGAGCUGAGUCCCAAACAAUGCAGCUGCACGAGAAGCAGGCGCCAGGCAGCUCCCUGUCCUCCAGUGCAUGGUGAAGGUGCCAGAGCUCGCCUUGAACCUGGAGAGCCCGUUGAGCCGUUGCCGUGCCCUGCAGAGACAAGCCAGGCCCUUGUUCCGAGCCCACAGACCUUGCCCUGGCGCCAUGGAGCCCACAGCCCCCUCAGGCCUUUGACUCCAUCUCCCAAGGUCAAACUUGGAGUGCAGACUGAGCACGCUCAGACCACAGAUCUGCUGUCAAAAUCAAGCAGUUGCUUCCUUCCUUCUCUACUUAUCGGCAGCUCUAUGCUGCGAUGUUCCAUGCCGGGACAAUGGCAGGGAGAGAUCACGUGGGGCUGAUGCCGCCACUGCCCCCCGAGGCCUGGGAAGGUGGGUGAGGGGGGCAGGCAAGAAGCAGGGCUCACCCACCCGGCUACGGGGUCAAGGGGGAGGACGCUCAGGAGAAGGGCAGUGCUGCCCAGCGCUCCCCAAGGCCCCCAAGGGCAGCGUCCCCAGAAGGCCGUGCCGGGGUCCAGUCGUGCAAGAAACCCUCACAGACAAGUUUGUGUUUCACUGCCCCUACACACACACACACACACACACACACACACACACACGGCUCCUGUCUGGCACGCCUUGGACUUCCUGGAUGAUUAGAGGAAGCAGGAGCUCAGGACUCGCCGCCUCCCCGCUCCUCUUCUGGAAGACCUGUCUCCGGAGAGCGACCUGUCAGCGGCACACGGCGGGGCACGAGAGAUCCGACUGUGCGUGACGACUCACAGAAGUGUGCGCACACACACCCACCUCCACCCGCUCCCUGGGCCGCUCACUGGCUGCAUUGAUCUCCGCAGUGUCCCAAGUUGAGUCUUGUCCCUAAAGGGCCCUUCCCAGGGGGCCAUCGUUUUCCAAGCACGUCAUAUACAUCACCCCUUGUAAUUCUUCUGACCUCGCUGUUGGAGGAAGCUUUCCCUUGUACCCAUUUCAAGCCCAAGAACUGUCAAGAAAACCACCAAGGAUCUCGCUGCUACCAACGGCACCCACAAUUCAGCCCCAAGUCUGCAUCUGUUGCCUGACUCUUAAAACCUUCACUACAACAACGAGGGGCAGGCACACGAGUCAGGACUGUGGGUCCACUUGGGGACAACCCUUUGCAGAGAGCCUGCCCCUGCCCCUGCCCCUGCCCCCUCCGUGUUGGGCACAGCAGGGUCGAGAAGAUGGUCAGGACCGUGCUGGGGCCCCUUCGAGUCAGGUCACGGGCAGGGAGGGCUCUGGAAUCACCCCCGCAGGUUUCUAGGGGGCAUCGGUCGGUCCUGGGAGUAUCUGCUCUGAGGUCCCCUCCCGAGGGAGCCCGGGAAAAAGAGAGGGAGGGAGAGAGGAGUGACACAGCCAUGCCUGGCCCUGCCUCUCCCAUGAAUGGACACCUGGCGCCUCCUUAAUGGUUCUUAAAAUAGUAAAGAAAAGGAGCGGCAGACAGAGAACAGUGAGGCGGGCAGAGGACUGCAGGAAGUGGUCUGCUCCCCAUCAGCCUCAGGCCUGUCACCAGGCAGGACGCUGCCACUAGGGGGAAGUGGCAGCUCACUUUUAGGAUCGAGGAGCCCAGCAUCCCCCCUUCUCCCGGAGAUGCCAAGCACAAUCCCACAAUGAGCAGUCAGGCAGCCCUGGAGCUGGGCAGUCACGAGACUCCAGCAGGGGACAACUUUACUCGGAUGUUUUGGUACAAACCCUUCUGUUUCGUUUGACCCUGUCGAUAGACUCGGGGAGUGGACUGAGCUCGUUAGCCCAGUUUGACAGAUGAGAAAGGUCCCCAAGAUUUAGACGCAUAGCAGGUGCCCAGCUAAUAGCGGUGCUACAGAACACUAGCGGGGGGCCCGGGCCCGGGCCUCGUUCAGGCUGCGGGAGACACCAUGCCACGGGCGCAGCUCCUCACUGCGGACCCGGUAUCGUCUUCCAUCCCCUCAUUACUUGCUUAUUCCCUACAAGAUUGAGAAGACAUGGAAAAAGGAGUCUAAAACCAAACUGUUCAAUCGAAUGCUUUGUAGUCACCAAGACAGUCAGAAUAAGGCAAGUAACUCUCACGACCACUCGCUGCCCUAGACGCCCUCCUGCUGGCUUUUCAAGGUCACACGUGUGACCUUGGAGGGUCGCUGCUAGCUCUGGCUGGAAACCACGUGCAGAGCAGGAGGACGCUGCGGCUCUGCGGUGCACUGGAAGUGGUUCCCACGCAGGAAGUGGCAGCGAGGUCAGAGGCAAAAACCGAAUGCCGCGGGUGACGGAGUUUACCCUGCACCAGCGAGCACCAAGGCUGGGGCCCGGUGAGAAGGGGCCCGGUGAGAAAGGGCCUUCGGGCGACAGGGGUGACGCGGAGCUCUACACAGACACAGGGAGCACAGCAGGGGAUGGAGCGCAGGAGCCCGGCCUGGCAGAUCACCUGCCGGCUCCAAGGCCGAGGGCCUGGACAGGACGUCUCGGAAGGGCAUGGAGGCUCGGGGGCUCGGGAAGGGGAGGAGACCGGAAGUCCAGGCGGGAAAGCUGGCGCCUCCCUCCCCGGGAGCAGCUGGAGAAGCGAGCCCAGCUCUGCCGGUCUCUGAAGGAGUGGGACCUGCGACGCAACCCCGGCGAAGUGGGCAGCAGCCUGGCGGAAGCCCGCGGUCCUCGCGCAUGGCGCCCUCCUGCUCCCGAGGCCCAGGCCCCGGCCCUGGGCCCCGCUGCCUUCCCUCUCCAGGCCCGGGGGGAGCAGGCUUCCCGCCGAGCGCAGACCUGUGGAGGUGAGGAAGUCCAGUCCCGGGAGCUGUCAUGGGGGAGCCCUGACGGGACCCCCAAGUUCCAGCGCAGCGAGGCUGCUCAGAGGGGUCAUCAUGUCUCAUCACUGGUUGUCCAAAUAGUGCAACCUGGAGAUCUAAUUAAGUGUAAAAGACAGUUCAGGACCAAAGUGAGCUCAAGUGUCCCCAGCCCCAGACUCUGCGGUGACUCUGCAGGUCUCUGCUUCCCUCUGAGUUCAGCUCAGAGCCUCAUCCGGGCUGCGGACUCCCUGCCAUCCCGCCUUGUCUCCCACCACCCUGCAAAGUGGCUCCGCAUUUCCAGUGCAGGCUCCAUUCACUCCAACCUCUGCUUUUCCUAAUCCCACCCCAGCCUCCCCUUCACCUCCCAACUCUGGGCCCCCUCUUCCUUACGCCCCAGCACUGAGUCUGGUUUUUCUGCAGCCCUGCCUGACGUCUCCAGCUGGCCGCAGCCCGUGGCCCCGUCUCUGAGGCAGCAGGGGCUAACAGCCCUGGGGCGGGUCGCUGAGGCCUGGACGCCUGCUGCUGUUUCCCAUGUUUUAGUCUUGCUCUCUUUGGAGCAUGUGGUUGAUGUUUUAAUAAAUAGCCGGUUGAAUGGU